UGAUGGUAAAUUAAUUGUGUUGAUUUUUUUUUCUAAGAGAGAUGUCAAUGGCUCACAAAUGGAAUCACAAUUUUCCCAAAAUUGCCCGUGAAGCAGGUUUUACAAUUAGGGAACUUUCUACAGGACAAUGUAUUGAUUGGAGAUUCAUUGGUAGGUUUCAACAAAAAGCCAUACACUUAUAUAAUAAAAAACAUAUCGCAGCAUCGAUCGAGCCAUACGCAGUAGUUUCGGAAAAGGAUUACGAAAAGUUAGACGAGUUCAUUCCGCACAUUUCGCAAGUUUCCAUCGGAUCAGUGCUCCAGAAUCGAAUAUUGGACCCUGCGAUUGGAAAAUACUUUAUUUUAGCUCAAUUCAGCAUUCAAUACUUGAUGUUUUGUAAGCAGUUCCUUGAUGAGACCAUUACAGAAAUAAGAAAUACAGCUCAGGAUGUUCAAAAGGAGAACAAUCGUCUGGAAAAAACAUGCCGAAAAAAGAAUGAAGAGUUGAUAGCGUUGCAUCGAAAAUUGCAAAAAAUGGAAGAACAUCCUACUCAACAAAUUGUUUAUCCAUGUUCGAAAUGUACAAAAAAUUUUAUAAGUUUAGAGCUUCUCAAUGCUCACAUUACUCGAAAGCAUGUUGAUGUUCGUACUGUCCCAAGUGAAGUGAAAUCUUGCUCCGAUCGCAAGCUAUCUGAAACAGACACUAAUCUAAUCAACACCAUCAAAUUAGAAUUAGAAGUUAAACAACUCAAGGAACGGCUAAAUGCAGCGGAGAAAAAUUUAAUGGAUCAACGUAAAAAAGAGUAUAUUUGCCAUAGUUGCAACCAUGAGGAACGAACAAGUGACAUAAAACAAUACGAUAGGUACCGACCACAUCGUGAGCGUCUCAAUGUUGGUAUUCAAACCAAUCUGGACGAUUUAAAAGAUGUAAAUGAAAAGGAAGUACAGACUAAUCGUACCGAUAAUGUAGCAAGAAUACCAACAUGUGAUACAUCAUCUCCAAUGCAGCAACAGUUAUUACCGAAUGAUUACAUAUCUAAAUCUAGUCUUGAAACAAUCUUAAACGAUCAAAAACAAGAGUUUGAAUGCUGGAAGAUUCAGGAACGCCAACAAUUCAAUCAAGAGAUUGAAAACAUUCGUCAGAACAUAACCGAAGUGUUACGGGAGCUGGAUCAACGAGAUAUUAUGAAUCCUCCAGCUUUAUUGUCGAAGCCUUCGUUGGUUAUUGACGAUCAGAAUCAAGUUUUUGAUAACAUAUGGAAGCAACGAUUUCAUGAACUUGAACGAAUGUAUCAGAAAAGUCAACAACAGGUGCGUGAAACAGUGGAAAAUAUCGAGUUGGUUUACGAGGAAAAAAUCAAGCAGUUUGAAAUGAUGAUUCAGCAAAGUUCAUCGUCAGUUAAAAAGGUAGAAUCGUCCACAAAUACUUCAAACCAAUGUCAAAAGAUUGCGAACCCCUCAGAAAAUAAUAUACAUGUUGUAUUACCAGAACCUAGUAACUCAGACACGUUAGUUUCUUUUUCGGAAAAGUCCGAAGAAGGCGAAAUAGUUGGAGUAACGGAAAGCAAAUCUAAUAAUACAUAUCUUGAAGAAUCGGUAUCUGAUGAAGAAAUAAGGGAACUAGAAUCAUCAAAUAAAGUAUUGUUAAGUGAGGUUUUGAGUCCACAUGCUAUAAAUUCGAAUAAUAUCAACAAACAUCAAAAAGCUCCCGUUUCACCAAAAAAAUUGAUAUUAAGUAUUUUCAAGAGUCGUCUCAAAGGAAUAGGAAUAGAUUCCAAAUGUAAAUUAUUACUGAAAGAAGAUCUCGAUGCCGCAUCAUUUGCUCUAGCAGAACGUCGAGACGCCAACAAGAAGAAAAACCGAAAUUAUUUUGUUGUACGAAAUCAAUUGGUCGCCAAAGUGGAUCAGUUAGCGAGAAACAAAAUCGAGAAUUCGAUGGAACCGUUUUCGAAAGUAAACUCCGCCAAACAUCCAACAGAUAAUGAGAAACGAGAGCCCUUUGGUCCGAUUGUAAAAUCAAAUACCAAAACGCGAUCAAAUGUGACUAGAAAAUCAUUCAUUGAAAUUCUUCCCAACAGGCUCAAGUUUAUUCCUGAUCAACAACUGGCAUUUGGCCCUAGUUCUCCAACGAAUCCAUUCAAAGUAAAAUCUGUGCACGAUUCGUCCAUGUUGGCAGAGGCUCCCGAAGUUAAGCUCAUUGGCGAAGAUAUAAUAACAGUUCAAGCAGAGAUCAAUACGGCGCCCGAUACGUUUGAUAACAGUCUUGAGUAUGAGCGGAAUUUAGAACGAUUACUCGAGACACCAGUGAAGCGAAUUCAAACACCACCCAAAAUAGUCGUCGCUCAGGAAUACAAGCAUGAGCAGGCUGAAUCUGAGCAAAACAACAUUUCCAGUCUAUUGCAACCGAGACCAGUUCCUAAAAAGAGAGUAUUCUUCAAUUUGGAAAGCCAAGCAUCGAAUGGGCCGAAUUUGGUUGUACAACCGCUGUCUUCAACCGUUAUAGAAGUACACAAACCAGAAGAAGAUUCUGACUGGAAUAUCAGUAGUUUUGAAGAUGAAAAAUAGUUACAUGAUUAUAAAAUCAGCAAAG
This is a messenger RNA of Malaya genurostris, 2568 nucleotides long. It is a transcript of the gene DZIP1, whose product is annotated as cilium assembly protein DZIP1L. The transcript is spliced from 2 exons. The coding region runs from base 42 to 2543 and encodes 833 amino acids. Gene Ontology annotation, cellular component: cytoplasm; ciliary basal body. The record is from RefSeq and is a predicted model, not a curated record. Gene Ontology annotation, biological process: cilium assembly. NCBI's taxonomy places the organism in Eukaryota, Metazoa, Arthropoda, Insecta, Diptera, Culicidae.